This is a messenger RNA of Myxozyma melibiosi, 2043 nucleotides long. Its product is annotated as mitochondrial threonine dehydratase. Bases 222 to 1901 code for a protein of 559 amino acids. Gene Ontology annotation, biological process: L-threonine catabolic process; L-serine catabolic process. NCBI's taxonomy places the organism in Eukaryota, Fungi, Ascomycota, Lipomycetes, Lipomycetales, Lipomycetaceae. Gene Ontology annotation, molecular function: threonine deaminase activity; pyridoxal phosphate binding; L-serine ammonia-lyase activity. The record is from RefSeq and is a predicted model, not a curated record. The transcript has 3 exons.
GCUCUCCGGUCUGCCUCUAAAACCUCGACAGAACCAGAGAUCUGCUCGUCGAAUCUGCGUCUUUUGUCUCGAAGGAGUUUAUCAGGAAGUGCUGUAGAGCUACCUAUAGUUAUAUUUUAAUAUAGCUCUCAGCAAACCAGUGUCUGCGAAAUACAAGCUCCCAGCUUUCGUUUGAUACCGCUAUAACCACCAGCUUAUAUCUUUAUAUCCCCACAACAGCAAUGUCUUCCACCUCGGCUCAGGACGAGGACCUCAGGCGACGCAACACGCUUCAGGCUGCGCAGCCAAAAGUUGACGGACUGUUUGAGUACGCAGCGUCUGCAUCCUCCACGCCAUUGUCGUAUGACUCAGUCCCGCAAUCUCUCCUUAUGCCAGACGGCACUCCAGAUUACCUCCGCCUCAUUCUCACCUCCCGAGUAUACGAUGUCGUCAAAGAGACUCCCUUGACGAAUGCUAUCGGCCUGAGCACCCGUCUUGGUGUCAACGUCGUUCUCAAGCGAGAAGAUCUACAGCCGGUCUUCAGUUUCAAGCUGCGCGGUGCUCACAACAAGAUUGCCCAGCUGCCAGUCGAGGAUCGCUGGAAAGGCGUGAUUGCUUGCUCGGCCGGCAAUCAUGCCCAGGGUGUCGCAUACUCUGCGCAGCACUUGGGAAUCCCCGCUACCAUUGUCAUGCCGGUCGCUACUCCUGCAAUCAAGCACACCAACGUGACCCGCAUGGGAUCCAAGGUCGUUCUAUUUGGAGAAGACUUUGAUGCCGCAAAGGCCGAGUGCGCCAGAUUAACAGAAAAGCAUGGACUCACCAAUAUCCCUCCAUUUGAUGACCCUUAUGUCAUUGCUGGACAAGGCACGAUUGGAAUGGAGCUGCUGAGACAGAUUGACAUCCAGAGUCUACAGGCUGUCUUUGCUUGCGUCGGAGGCGGCGGUCUCGUUUCCGGUAUCGCAGUCUAUAUAAAACGCAUUGCGCCCCACGUCAAAGUCAUCGGCGUCGAGACAUACGAUGCAGAUGCGCUCUAUCAGUCUUUCCAGGCCAAGGAGCGGAAAACCCUCAAGGAGGUUGGACUAUUCGCCGAUGGUGCUGCUGUCAAAGUUGUCGGAGAGGAGACCUUCCGCCUGUGCUCGAAAUACGUUGACGAAGUUGUUCGCGUCAACACCGACGAGAUCUGUGCUGCCAUGAAGGAUAUCUUUGAAGAUACACGAGCGAUUGUCGAGCCAUCCGGUGCCCUAUCUGUCGCUGGAUUGAAACGCUAUGUGGCCUCUCACCCCGAGUUGAAGGCCUCCGGAGCUUACUGUGCUAUUCUCUCGGGCGCCAACAUGAACUUUGACCGUCUUCGUUUCGUCGCCGAGCGCGCCCAGCUAGGAGAAGGCCGCGAAGUUUUCAUGAUGGUCACCAUUCCCGAAGCGCCAGGAAGCUUCCGAAAGCUUCAGAACGUCAUCUUCCCUCGCGCUAUAACUGAGUUCUCCUACAGAUUUUCAGGGGGUCCCGACGCAUACAUCUACAUCUCCUUCUCUGUCUCGGACCGGGAUGCUGAGGUGCCCGCGAUCCUUGAGGAGCUGAAAGCAAACAGCAUGAUCGGCGUUGAUAUCAGUGAUAACGAACUCGCCAAGAGUCACGCUCGCUAUCUUGUCGGUGGCAGAGCGGCUGUCCCGGACGAGAGAAUCUAUAGAUUCGAGUUCCCCGAGCGUCCCGGUGCUCUGAAGAAGUUUUUGGAUGGUUUGAAGGUCAACUGGAAUAUCACACUAUUCCAUUAUCGUAAUAACGGAGCUGACAUCGGCCAAGUUCUUGCUGCUCUCUCAGUCCCACCAGAGGAGUGCAAGGACCUUGCGAACUUCCUUGAGGAUCUCGGAUACCCAAGCGUCGACGAGACCAAUAACCCAGUGUACCAGAACUUCAUCAAGUCAUAGAGAGGUAGAGGUCACGAUAGAUGUUGCUAUAGGUUGUACGCUAUGCGAAAAAAUAAUUCCUGUUUAAUUUAGUUUUGGCUUUGCCUCAUGUCUGUCAAAGGCACAUGAGUUCAGAGAGUUAAAUAUACAGUUAUACCCCAUA